This is a messenger RNA of Haliotis rufescens (red abalone), 4329 nucleotides long. RefSeq lists its product as uncharacterized. NCBI's taxonomy places the organism in Eukaryota, Metazoa, Mollusca, Gastropoda, Lepetellida, Haliotidae. The record is from RefSeq and is a predicted model, not a curated record. The transcript is spliced from 16 exons. Bases 158 to 2935 code for a protein of 925 amino acids.
GUCACGGAAGUAAUCAAUACGCGUGCGCAAACACGACCCCGUGCCAUAGCAACGUUUCAACAAUUUGCUGUCACUUGAUUGUGUGACUUGGAGAAGUUUGGCUACCAGGCCGAACAACAACAUCGUUGAAAGGUAGUGAUAUAGCUGAAAUAUCACAAUGGCUGCAUCAAGUGUCUCCCAGAGAGUUGAAGAUAACCUCCGAACAUUGGCACAGACAAAGCGUAUCCGGGUCACAGAAUUCUUUCAGGACUUUGACAAACUGCGAUCAGGGUUUAUUACAGAGCCACAGUUUUUCCGCUGCCUGUGGCAGACAUUGGGUGUUCAACUAAACCCUAAUGAAGAAGUUGCUCUCAGGGAGAAGUAUGACCUCUAUCGCAGUGGACGGGUCAAUUACAAGCGCUUCUGCCAGGAGAUUGAUGGCACAUUCAAUCCAGGUGACCUGACACAGAGGCCAGCCCCCCAGCAGCCCCUAGAGUUUCUGGGCACUAUUCGGUCAGUGCGACCCCUGAGCACUGAUUCCGAGACACGACUGGUGGAGGUCUUGAAGCACAUGAUGAAAUUCUACCAAUACCAUGGCGUCAACCUCAAAACAUGCUUCGAGGAUUUUGACCGCCAUCACAUUGGGGUCAUUACAGAGAGCCAGUUUUAUCGCAGUUUUCCGGGCCCCCCUGAUGUGUCGGAGGCCGACAUGAACUUACUAGUGACAAAAUAUCGAGACCCUGAGCGUCCUGGUGUCGUCAACUACCUCAACCUCCACAAGGACAUCAUGUCCUUGCAGCAAAUGCAAAUGCAGGAGACACAGCUGCCUCCAAUGCCCCGGGUGUCUUCCAUCGACUUUGUUCCGCUCACGAUAACUGCAGACCCCACAUUGAACCAGAUAUUUGACAGGAUCCGUGUCGCUGUGUACAAGAGUGGCAUCAGAACUAUAGAGUUCUUCAAAGACCACGACAAGCUGCGGAGUGGCGUGAUCACAGAGAGCCAGUUUGUGUGUGGGUUGGCGCUGGCGGUGGGGAAGGAGGCCCAGCUGUCUCGCCCCGAGAUACAGAAGGUGGUCGAGUUCUACCGCCAGCCUGAUGGAAGGAUCAAGUACAAGGAGUUCUGUGAUAUCAUGGAAAAUGCAUUCAACAUUCCUGAUCUGGACAAAAAGCCAACACAAGAAGCAGUGAGACCACCCAAGGGAGCCUUGUCCAGGGGUUUGAAGGCACUGAGUGCGGAGGAAGAUCAACGUGUGGAGAUGGUGCUGCGUGAACUGUCGGACAACGUGCGGCGGCGCCGCCUGAUGAUGUAUCCUUACUUCAAGGACUACGACAGGGGUAUUGCCUACACGCGGGUCGUGACCAAGACACAGUUUGGGCGUAUCCUGCACUUCCUCAGCCUCAAUGUGGCGCCUGAAGAUCUCAAGCUCUUGUGUCGCAAGUUUGAAGAUCCCGGCAGUGGAGACGUCAACUACCCUGCCUUUGUACAGGCAGUGGAUCAAGAGUUUGUGGGGCACACCCUGGAGACUGUGAACCUCCAGGAUGAGGAGCGUACCAACCAGCCCGUCCCCGACCCCGUCGUGCAGGACAGUGAGGUCAGCUAUGAGGACCUGAUGGCUCGCAUCAGACACCAUGUGCUCACAAACAGGCUGAGGGUGAAAGAGUACUUUGAGGACUACGACCCUCUUCAGAGCAACUGUAUUAGCAAGAGCCAGUUCCGCCGGGGCCUCGGACUGCUCGGGUUGAGCAAGCUUGGCGCUCAUGACCUGAUAGAUGGCCAGUUUAAGCUGCUGUGUGAUAUGUACGAGAACCCUGCCAAGACUGACCAGGUGUACUGGACACGCUUCAUGGAUGAUGUGGAGAGUGUCUUCACAGAACCAAAUCUAGAACAGAGCCCCACCUACAAAGUCCCACCAUCUGAGAUGUUCCAAGUGCCGAAGCCGGGCAGCAUCAGUUGGGAGAGUGCCAGUGAUGACCACAAGAGCUUGUAUGAAGAAACCAUGGAGAGACUGAGGCAGCGCGCCGGGCAGCGCAGACUCCUGGCUAAACCAGUGUUUCAGGAUUUUGACAGGCACACCAACCACCAUGUGACCCGCUCCCAGUUCCGACAGUGCCUCACAAUGCUGGAGCUUCACACCACAGAGGCCGAGGUCGCAGCUCUGGAGGCCAGGUUCUGUAAUGACGUGGGAUUCAACUACCAGGCAUUCCUGGACGAGCUGCAGCCCCCAGUCCCACCGCAGCUCAUGUAUGUGGAGAGACUGAAGACGCUGCGACUCACCAACCAGAAUCGCAAACUGCCCGAACUCAAUCCUGCUGAAGACUUGGAGGAGAUCCUACUCAAACUCAAGACCAAGGUGUUCAAAGCCAGACUCAGGGUGUUGGACUUCUUGAAGGAUUAUGACAAGUUACGGUCGGGACGGAUGUUGAAGACAUCAUUCCGUCGUGCUCUGGACCUCGCUGGGUUUGAGUUGAAGGAGUCAGAAGUCUCUCUGUUGGAAGACAAGUACGAGAGCCGCCGUGAUCCUGACUACAUUGACUACCUGGCAUUCUCGGACGAGCUGGAGUCCAUCUUCACUGUGAAGGACUUGGAGAAGGCACCACUGCAGGAGACAGUCCAGUUCCAGCCGCCAGUAGAGUGGGAGCUCAACGCUCUCCCCGCAGACAGCGAGGCCAAGUUUCAGGCUUGUAUGGCCAAAAUUGCAGAAAAGGUACGCAAGCACCGGAUGCAGUUGUUCCCUCUGUUCGAGGACUACGACCGUGUUCACAACGGAGCAGUUUCCCGGUCCCAGUUCCGCCGAGUCCUUACAGAGCUGGAGCUUGGCAGCAUGGUCAGUCAGGAGGAGUUCCAGCUUUUGUGGCAGAAAUUUGACAUCAAGAUUGGCGGCAAGGAUGACGUCAACUACAUUGCAUUCUGUGACUUCAUCUACAAACUAGCUGGCUUCGAGCCAAGAAAACCCUAGAGUGACACCAAUUUACAAACAUUUAUAUGAGAUGCGUUAUUUCAAAAGGGAAGAAGUAUUAUUUAUUGACUCUCUGUUAAUGGUCUGAAGAUGUGCUAUAUUUAUAUAUAGCUCUGAGAUGUGAUGUUUGGGUAGCAGGGAAACGUUAACCAUACAUCUCAUGUUUGCUGUUGUCUCAUUCCGAAUAUUGUAAUUACUGCUGCUGCCAAUGUUAAGGCCUUUUGUCUCAUUACACAUGCAGUAUUCUCAAUACUGUUUUUUGUCUCAAUAUUCAGUAUUUACUGACAAUGAUAAGUUUAUCUCAUAUGUCUCAGGUUGUAGUCUCAUUUGUACACAGUAUUCAGAUGUUAGUACAUUUAAUAAAUUCUCCAAAGUAUUUUUCCUUCAAGACAAUGCAGGUGGUAUAUUUAUAAAGUCACAUUCUAAUCUCGGGAUUCAAAAUGUGACCAUCAACUGCCUUAACUGUAUAUUUAUUUAGCUCUUGCAGAGUAUUUUAAUAUAAACCUAAUGGACAAUAGUAUGGUUAUUUUAUCAUUCGCCAGUGACAGUAUUUAUGAUAUACCAUCAUUGAUAGGGAUAACAUUGUGUCCUUCCACAUAUUGCCAAUAUCUGGUUCGAUUGUCUGUUUAAUAUUCUGUGAACAGUAUUAUCAACAUGCAGCCAGAAGUAUGUUAGAGUUUGUAUAUUUGUCUGACAUUCAAUAUAUAUCAAACCAAAACCAAUACGAGAUAUUUUACAGUGUUGAGUUUCCACAAACUAUUUUUGCACCCCAUAAUAACCAACAGUUUUGUGUAUUUGGUCUCAAACAGCAUUAUGAAAAUAUUUUUUGAUUUUAUGACUGCAAAUUAGUAUUGCAAAUAUUUUAAUAUCAUAUGCAGUUUCUGUUAAAUUGUCCUAUUGCAAAUAAUAUAUGUCUCAGUUUACACGUGUUUUAAUAUUUGAUAUGCCUGUGAUUAAUGUUCCAGAGAUGUUUAUUCUUUAGCCAAUGGAAGCAUUAGUUGUUAUGGUGUUUCGAUGCACUUAUUAUUUUUAUAAAUCAUUUCAGCAUUAACAUCAAUGUGCCAUUGUUCAUUCAGACUUGGUACUGUUUGAACAAGGAUAAACUUGCCGACAACAGUACAAAUAUACUCCACAGUAACAAAGUACAUUACAUGGCAGCUUGUGUAUUCUGUCGUGUGCAUGUGCUACUAUAUGCUACUGAAAACUGGCUGUGGAAGGGUGUACCGCCUGCUACCUUGGUCCAGUACAGACAGUAUUAGAGUGAACUGCUGAGGACUGCUCUGCCCAGUGGUGCUGGUUUGCUAUUACACAGAUGAUUGUUACAUUGGAUGUCUCAUAGAAAUGUACAUAUUUCUCAUACAUGGUUUAAAAUAAAAUUCUAAUACACAAACGUA